AUGAGUCCUAAACACAUCGUCUUCAAGAAGCUGUCCCGUGACAAGUCGGUCAGCGUGUAUAUGGGGAAGAGGGAUUUUGUGGACCACUGUGACUUCGUGGAUCCAGUGGAUGGAGUAGUCCUGAUUGACCCAGAGUUGGUGCAUGGCAAAAAAGUGUAUAUCAUGCUGUCCUGCACAUUCCGGUAUGGCCGUGAUGACAUGGACGUCAUGGGUGUUGCAUUCCGCAGAGACAUCUACCUGUCCACCCGUCAGGUUUACCCUCCCCUCCAGGAUAAGGAACGGAGCAUACACACUAAAAUUCAGGAACGACUGCUGCACAAGCUGGGGGACAAUGCAUAUCCCUUCUUCUUUGAGUUCCCAGACAACUUGCCCUGCUCUGUGGCUCUCCAGCCUGCUCCUACUGAUGUGGGAAAGCACUGUGCUGUGGAGUUCGAAGUGAAAGCUUUCUAUGCUGAGAACCAAGAGGAGAAAAUUCACAAACGGAGCUCUGUGCGACUGGCUAUCCGAAAGGUCCAGUACGCACAAGAGCAGGUUGGAGCUCCUCCAGUGGUGGAGACGACCCGUGAGUUUGCCAUGUCCGACAACCCUCUUCACAUGGAGGUCAGCCUGGAGAAGGGGACGUACUACCACGGGGAGCCAAUUAACGUCACCGUGAACAUCACAAACAGUUCCAACAGGCCUGUGAAAGAAAUCAUUGUUUCAGUGGAGCAGGUGACCAAUGUGGUGCUGUAUUCCAGUGACAAGUAUGUGAAAACGGUGGCUUUGGAGGAGACCUCAGAUUCUGUACCUGCCAGCAGCAGCUUGAAGAAAGUGUACACCCUCCUUCCACUCCUGGCCAACAAUCGUGAGAGACGUGGUCUGGCCCUUGAUGGAAAGCUGAAGCAUGAAGACACAAAUCUGGCUUCCUCUAGCAUUGUGAAGGAGGGUGUGCUGAAGGAAGUACUGGGCAUGCUAGUGUCCUAUCGAGUCGUGGUAAAGCUCAUAAUUGGAGGGAUGAUUGGAACCAGCGAGGUUGGAGUAGAGCUUCCAUUUUUUCUCAUGCACCCUAAACCUGACGUGGUAAAAGAAAGCGAGCUGGAGGAGGAGAUGGUGUUUGAAGAAUUCAAACGCUCCUACCUGAAAGGCAUGAUCGCCGAUGACGACGAGUCACCAGCCGAGGGAUAGAGGCUCUACGUGGUCCCUGGGGAUAGGUGUGACAGGCACGUCGAGUGUGUGACACGUUCCCAGAAACGCCGCA
Molecule: messenger RNA, 1237 nt
Organism: Scleropages formosus (Asian bonytongue)
Lineage: Eukaryota; Metazoa; Chordata; Actinopteri; Osteoglossiformes; Osteoglossidae
Product: S-arrestin-like
Exons: 15
Coding region: 1-1164 (387 amino acids)
Biological process (GO): G protein-coupled receptor internalization; signal transduction
Cellular component (GO): photoreceptor inner segment; photoreceptor outer segment
Molecular function (GO): G protein-coupled receptor binding
Source: RefSeq, a predicted model, not a curated record